Molecule: messenger RNA, 1379 nt
Organism: Chaetomium fimeti
Lineage: Eukaryota; Fungi; Ascomycota; Sordariomycetes; Sordariales; Chaetomiaceae
Exons: 2
Coding region: 231-1004 (257 amino acids)
Biological process (GO): mitochondrial respiratory chain complex I assembly
Cellular component (GO): mitochondrial inner membrane
Source: RefSeq, a predicted model, not a curated record
GCCAAGAGCUGCUUUUUCCCGCUGCUUUCUGCCCGUGCGGAGCUGUUGGCCGAGAACCUUUCAACCCCUGCAAUGACGUCGAGCUCCGCCUAAAUUUCCAAUUGAUCCCCAAAUCCAAGUCUCCCCGAGCAAAAAAGAAGCUGCGUGCCAUUUGUCGCAACGCCUCUUAGUCCAACCAACCUACAGCGCAUGUCAAGCCCCAGGGCAGAAUCGACGCAGCAAUAGCCACAAUGGCGACUCCAUCAACACCCCUCCGCCUUUCCCUAUCCACCCUCCGCGUCCUCCGCCAGACCACAGCAGCUCGACCGUUCACGCAAGCAGCAGUCCGCGGAAGCCUACGCUCUUCAUCGCCCCAAACACCCACCUCCCAACCACCCUCACUCCUCUCCCACCCACGAAUCAACCAAAGCAGCAACACCAGCAGCAGCCAUGCCCACCGCCUGAUGCACACGACCCCGCCCUCCCCCCGCGCGCGGCGCACGCCGCUGGCGCACAACCGCGAGCCGGUGCCCGACCGCGCCCCGCCGACCGACUUCGAGCAGAUGGACGUGCUGGCGUCGGCGCCCGUGCCCACCACCGCCGUCGAGGUCUCCCACGCCGACGGCUUCUCGCUCAACUCGGGCGUGCACAUCCGCGGGGGUGCGGGUGCGCUGCUGGUGGCGGGCGAGGCGUUUGCCUGGCGGCCUUGGUUGGGGGGUGAUGGGGGUGGUGCUGGAGGGGGGAGGUUGCUGAAUGAGAAGGGCCAGUGGGAGGUGGGUGAGGAGGCGUUUGCGGUUUUGGCGGCGGUUUGGCCGAGGCCGGAUCUCCUGAUUUUGGGGUUAGGGCCGGAGAUACGGCCGUUGAGCCCUACUACGAGGCGGGCGAUCAGCAACCUCGGGAUGAGGGUUGAGGUGCUGGAUACGAGGAACGCGGCGUCGCAGUAUAACAUGCUGGCUACGGAACGGGGGGUGGAGGAUGUUGCGGCGGCGUUGAUACCAAUCGGCUGGAAGGAGGGUGCACAAUAAGAUCUUUUCUUCAUCGCGCGACAAACUGGGCCCGAGGACUUCCGUUACGGUGAAGAGAACAUAACGGCUGUAUGAUAGGGGCUGGUUAGGCGUUGGUAGGCAAAGCGAGUGAUUGUACAGAUGGGUUCUCGAUGGUGGAUGUGUAUAAAUGCAUACUAUGGCGAGCUUGUGCAUUGGACUCAAGAAAUGUCUACCUAGGGGAAGUUCGUGCCCGUAUCGGACGAGUUCCGAGACCUCGUGUCGUGAAGAGACGGCUAGGUUGGACGGAAGGAUGCAGCGCUCAUCGCCAUUGGGGACCGAAGGCUGCUAUCAUCAACCCCUUCUGUUCCGAGCUGCGGUUUCGCGAAGACAACUACAAGCCAACAAUGCUUCAGG